Messenger RNA from Scophthalmus maximus (turbot), 4599 nucleotides. RefSeq names its product CD164 molecule, sialomucin (gene cd164). Gene Ontology annotation, cellular component: cytoplasmic vesicle. NCBI's taxonomy places the organism in Eukaryota, Metazoa, Chordata, Actinopteri, Pleuronectiformes, Scophthalmidae. The transcript is spliced from 6 exons. The record is from RefSeq and is a predicted model, not a curated record. The coding region runs from base 214 to 795 and encodes 193 amino acids.
ACAUGACCUGUCAAGUAGGAAGUAGCGAGGAGCAGCAUUAGCAGCAGCAGCAGCAGCAGCGACGGACCAGAGACGCGACACCGACCGACGGGGCUGCAGUCGUCCGAUCUUCAGUCAAAGUGUCACACGCGAGUCACGACGUCUCUCUCUCUUCAGACGCGUCUCCUCACCAAAAAACAAACAAACUCGGAGCAGUACAAACCGGCCGCAGUCAUGUACGCGAAGCUGCUGUUCGCCGCCGCGGUGGCGGCUCUCAUGUGCGCACCAGCCACAUCAGACUCAGAUGGAUGUUCCGCCCUCGUGUCAUGUGAUUCAUGCCUACAAAAUGGUGAAUGUCUCUGGGUCAACUGCACAGCAUCAUCUUUUGGCUGUCGCAGCGUUUUACUGCUGCCAGCGAACGAGACCUGCAGCAACGCCACCUGCUCAGCUGAAAACUCGUCAAUCCUGACUCCAACUGUCUCUGCAUCUCCGACUGCCUCCCAACCUCUCACAACUCCCAAUACCCCUGCUGUCACGACCGCCUCUAACAGCAGCAGCCCUCAGCCCACCACAGAGAACGGCACCACUAUUGGCCCCACUCCGGGCGGUAACAGCUCCACCCCUACACUCACUACUACAAUUGCAACCAACACAAGUAUCACAGCGGUGUCCCCGACUCCCGCCCCUCAAAAGAACUCGACCUUCGACGCGGCCAGCUUCAUCGGUGGAAUCGUGCUGGUGCUGGGCCUGCAGGCCGUGAUCUUCUUCCUCUACAAAUUCUGCAAGUCCAAGGAACGCAACUACCACACCCUUUGAAGCAGCAACUCAGUGGGAUCGACAUCACUAGACCCGUCCCCACCAACUCGUAACCCUCCAGUGAAGACUCCCCACUCAGCACGCACUCAUCACUCACCCACCACAACGAACUCAAACAGUGUUUCCAGGCAGUUUUUUUCUUUUCUGCUGUUGUAGUCUGUAUGAAGGCACCCACACAUUUUUUAUGGUAUAUCACAUCGCACCAGGUUGUACAUCCAAACAGAUCUCUAGUGAUAUGUUAUUUAAGCCUUGAGCAUAUGGAUUACAUCAUGUGGCAGUUACUCCCACCUCCCAUCAUCCUGUUAGUCAUCCUGCGAAGACCCUUUUUUCCCAGCGAAUCAAGAGGGCCGGUGUUAUUUACAGCGCCGCUCCUCACAACAUGAGUCAAAGAACGAGCCGUGUGUACAGCAGUAGCUUUCGCAACGAUUCCUGGGCGUAGUGCAUUCACAGCAUCUUCUUCAAUCUUCAUUUGGAAACACUGUUUGACUUCACUGCUUUUUCUCAAAAUGUGACGACAGCGAUGAUUCAGUAUUGCUUUCGGCCUGUUGAAUCGUGGGCAGGUUGCCUCCUACCCCCCCCCCCCCCCCCCAUGCAGCUGUAUCCUGUAUAUGUGUUUCAUAGAUGAUGUAAAAGGAGGUCAGGUGACAGGACGAGGAAAAAAAAAGCUACACCCAAUCAUCUAAUGCCAAGACUGGGGGAAAAAAAUGGCAAUUCCUCCGGUAAACAAUCUUAUUUCGAUGGGUGUCUCCCUUGGCAUUUAGGAUUGCUGUGCGUUCUCUGCAGUCGAAUUCCCCUGGGGAAAUCUCUCACCCAAUAGGAGUUGUUAAAAAAACAUCACCAACGCCACCAACUGCCAGUUGAGCAGCUCAAUGCAAUAAAUUAUAUAUUAAGUUCAUUUCCCGCCCAUUAAUCACCCAACUGUUAUUCAAAUCGUACCCACGCGGACUGCCAAUGUCGCGCUGUCCCGUCCUUGUGUGGCGUCGACAAAAAAGGGUGAAAAUCUGCGCAGGCGAUUUGAAGAAUAUUUCAGAAAUAUUAAUUAUUGAUUUGUUUAGACGAUGUAUAAAAUGGAGAGUGGGGGAAGACAAAGAAAAUGGCAUGCACCUUUCUGGAUGUGGACAGUGAUAGCAGUGAAGUGCCUUUAAUGUCCAGUGUGACUCAAGAGAGAGAAAUGGAAGAGGAUGAAUCUUUUCUUCCUGGUCGAGGCCCCGGGUUUUUGUUAUUAGUUUGCGUGUAUCGCGGCGCUGAUAUUGGUGAACAGUGAGAUGUGUAGUGUCCCAGCUGGACUGAAGAGCCUUUUAUUGUCAAGGAAUAAGGCAGAUAGUCACUUGAGGGCCUUGAUCAGCCAAGAAUGAAGUUUUCCCCCCUAUAUUGAGUGACCAUAGUUGAAGACAACUAUGGUCUUGUCACCGGUGACCUUGUAUUAGUAGAUCAUUUAAAAGGCGCUCUUUGUUUUGUAGCUCCUAAUGCUGCUGCCCAAAUGUCCUCCCGUCUCACUAUUAAUGUUUCAGAAAUCAGCUGUAAGUUGUGAUUUCAUUUCAAGAACAUGUACCAUGAGCUGGCAGGACAUUUCAGACCGGAGCUGUUGGGUGCCGUGAUCCCUGGAGUGAACCUUUUUUGUAAAGAAAUGGCAAACAUACCGGGCCUAUUUAAGUACUGGAGAGUGUUUUGAGUUCAAAAAUGUUGGAAUGUGUGAGCUCUGGUUGGGUCAAAUGAGCAUUGCACCUCUUGAUACCUGACUUUGCCGUUUACGUGAGAAGAUUGCCAACGAGUGCAAAAUUGCAACAGCUAAGUGGCCAGGCGCAUGUCGGCUUCUCUAAUUAGCUUGCUGCUAACUGUGAUUUUUUUUUUUUUUCUUUCAUUUUGUCUCUCCCCGUCCUGUUUCUGUUCAUUUCCUAGGUUUCACCUCAAGGAAAGGCUAAAUGAAGGAGCGUUUAUCAGGAUGUUUUUGCCUGUAGCAGCUUGUGAGUGUCAAGAAUGUUUUUUUUUGUGUUUUUUAAUUCUUGCAUGCUGAAUGCUUGGAGUUAUGAUUCUUUUUCAUUCCAUGGCGUACACUCUUAAGGGGUUCAGACACUUAAAAACCACUCGAUUAUUUGUGACUAGCCCGUUGCUAGUUGAAAAGAAUGCCUUGAUGCGGUGUGCAUUACGCCAAAGGUUUUGGCAUUGGGUUUGAGCAUUUCGCUGACAAGCUUUGUUUAGUUACGUUGUCUUUGUAAAUGUUUUCAUGGUCAACCAAAAGGGUAAAAAAACAAACAAUCUGAUGCUUGUAUAAAAACUCAAGUCUUGAAUAUUAACCAGAUUAAAUACCACCUUGUUUUGUACGAUCACAAACGGAUAUAAAUUCAUGACUGCAGAUGUUUCCCCCCCCCCCCCCCUCCUGUAGUUUUGGCUUGCGUAUAUUUAGGGUUGCACGUUUUUCUGCUGCUCACCAUUGACACGCCUUUUAACCUACAGUCACCUGGUGGCAUUAGGCUACAGCCCAAAGACCCUCCUGCAUGAGGAGUCCCCUCACCCUAAAUUCAGAGAGGUGUUUUGAGUUUUAUACACAGCGGUCGAGUGGUGCAUUGUGUUUCCACUGACUCCAGUCAAGAGUGCUCUCCGCUUUUCGACAUGUUCGCUGCAUUCCUCGACAACACGGCAUCACAUGUCGACAUUGUGGUGAUUUCAAAAACACGUUUGUUAUCCGCGGAUACCAAUAGAUGUCCAUUGUGCUGCCUCUCUGCAGCAUCGUUCCUAACAAGUCACUCAAGUCCCUGCACCACUUUAAGGAAAAGUGCCUUAUUCAGUUGAUAUCCAUAUAUAUAUACACGAUAGAGUUGUAGUUUGUAAGAUGAUAUAAUGCCACACCUCAUAAAUCUCAAUGGGACUCAGCACUUUCAGACGCCUGUGAAGUGGUUUUUCUGUGUUGUAUUCUGCUUCAAUUGUCUUGUCACGCUCAGCCUUAACUUUCUCGAUCAAAUCCACAGAGCAUUUGCACGUGACGAGCUGUCCCGGCAAUUUAUCAGGUUGCUUUUGUUUUUAAAAGUCAAAAUUUGUUGGGACGUACUGGGAAAUUUGCCCUCCUUGAAUUCAAACGGCAUUAAAAUUCCUACAUUUUGACCAAAGUUAUUAAAGAUUAGAAGGGAAUAGAUAUGACCCGUCAUUGUUUUUCGAGUUUUCAACCAGAUCUGGCCCUGGUUGUGUCUCGGACGACUCGUCACGAGCUCAUUGUGCUGAAAUAACUCCUCGGUAUUGUAUUCACAGCCACAGACCAGUGUUCUCUACUGCAACAUUUCCUCCACAAUGCGAUCAGUCAUAUAACUUGAACUCCGCAUUAGUUGUAAUUUUCAAUUGUUACAUUGAAUGACUUGUUUUCUGUCCUUAUUUUUUUUUCUAAUCUUAAAAAUUCCAAUUUGCUCGGUCAUGUCUUGCAAGUGUUCGGUUCCAAGAGCGAUGAGUAAAAAGCUUUUUCGAUUCCCUCCCUUUGCCUUGUGGCUUUAUUGCUAUGUAGUGCCAUAUAUAAAUAUAUUUUUUAACCAGAUACAGGCCAAUUAGUGUUGUAGGUACGAAUUUUUGGCUUUGCUCCAAACCCACUUUAACGCGCACACACACACACACACACACAGAGACACAUCAAUAUGUGUGUAAUAUGUAGACACGUGCAGGUGCUACAAUGCCUCCUGAAUUGUUUUGUGCUUAAUUUGUGCCCUUAUUUUUGCUUCUUCGUUUUUUUUAUGAAACCUUUUUUCUUUUCGCCCUGUUUUCUAGUGUUGCCUUUAGUUUCACAAUGUUAAAUCAAUAAAGUUUGAAUAUUGUUGGAACAAA